AUGUGCUACUAUCUCAUCACCUAUGUACACCAUGCUUGUGGUCAUGACCGGCCGACCAGGAGGCACUACAUCGAUUGCAACAUGUCGACGUGUAUACUGAGUAUGAGACACAAAUAUGAAGACCACGAUUGCGAGAACACAUGCACAGAGACCAUGCUACCGGACCAACACAUCGUCAUGGAGAGCACAGACGACCACUGUGACCCCUGCAGCGGGAUCCACCCGUCCGCGGGCGCUGCAAUCGACAUCCCGGCCCUUCCCAUUCUCGAAAGCGUCCCGGAAACCGACACGGAGACACAAUCAGGCGAUGGUCGGCAUGAUUCAUGA
Fomitopsis serialis is the source of this 327-nucleotide messenger RNA. RefSeq lists its product as uncharacterized. The coding region runs from base 1 to 327 and encodes 108 amino acids. NCBI's taxonomy places the organism in Eukaryota, Fungi, Basidiomycota, Agaricomycetes, Polyporales, Fomitopsidaceae. The transcript is spliced from 3 exons. The record is from RefSeq and is a predicted model, not a curated record.